Molecule: messenger RNA, 3559 nt
Organism: Mobula hypostoma (lesser devil ray)
Lineage: Eukaryota; Metazoa; Chordata; Chondrichthyes; Myliobatiformes; Myliobatidae
Gene: vps51
Product: VPS51 subunit of GARP complex
Exons: 10
Coding region: 26-2347 (773 amino acids)
Biological process (GO): retrograde transport, endosome to Golgi; lysosomal transport; endocytic recycling
Cellular component (GO): GARP complex; EARP complex; membrane
Source: RefSeq, a predicted model, not a curated record
CCAGCCGUGUCCCAGUUCCGGGCCGAUGGCGGCGGCCGAUCCGGAGCCCGAGCCCGAGGGGAGGAAGCGACGCGCCCACGGGAUGCUGAAGCUUUACUACGGGCUGAGUGAGGGAGGCGGGCGGCAGCCGAGCUCCCGGGACCCGCUGGACCCCGCCGACAUCGACGGUGCCCACUUUGAUCCCGAGGUUUACCUGAACAAGCUGAGGAGUGAAAGCACGCUGGCAGAGCUGAUGGACAGCGAGACCGAGAUGGUGAAGCAGAUCCGGGCGCUCGACAGCGACAUGCAGACGCUGGUCUACGAGAACUACAACAAGUUCAUAUCGGCCACAGACACUAUCAGGAAGAUGAAGAACGACUUCAGGAAAAUGGAAGACGAGAUGGACUGCCUGGCCACCAACAUGUCGGCCAUCACGGAGUUCAGCGUCCGUAUCAGUCACACUCUGCAGGACCAACACCAGCAAAUCACCAAGCUCUCAGGCGUGCAUGCUCUCCUGCGCAAGCUGCAGUUCCUGUUCGAGCUGCCUGCCCGGCUGAAGAAGUGCGUGGAGCUGGAGGCGUACGGGCAGGCGGUGCGCUACUACACCAAGGCGCGCUCCGUCCUGCUGCAGUACCAGCUGAUGCCCUCUUUCCAGGGCAUCCACGACGACUGCAGCAAGAUCAUGGCCGACCUCGCCCACAGGCUCCGCGUCCAGUUCAGGGAGGGCGGCUCGAGCGCCCAACAGCUGGCCGAGUGCGUGGACCUGCUGCUGCGCCUGGAGGAGCCGGCGGAGUCCCUCUGCGACGAGUUCCUGUCGCACGCCCGCAGCCGGCUGGAGGGGCAACUGCGGGGUCUGGAAUUCGGCGCUGGCAGCACCUCGCCCCCCGCCGCCGACUUCCUGGAAUUCGUGGACGCCGGCUGCCACGGCUUCGUCAGUGACACCUGCCUGCUCAUCGCCUCCUACCAGGAGCUGUUCGUCCGGCGGCCAGCCGCGGCCGGCAGCGACGUGGCCCCCAUGGCCAACGCCAAGCUCCAGGCUUUCAUCCGCCAGCUGAUGGGCCGCUACUUCUCGCUGGUGGAGGGGCGCGUGGCGGCCGAGAGAGGCGUGGCGGACAACUCGCUGCUGGUCCGGGGCUUGGACCGCAUCCACCGCCGGCUCCAGGCAGUCGAGAGGCUGCUGCCCGGCUCGGGGCUGGGGGCCGAGGGAGCAGAGAUCGUGGCGCGCGCCGCCCGCGGGCGCCUCGGCCAGUACCUGGAGGCCCUGCGUGGCUUCCUGGCCGACUCGCUGACCGACGUGCGCCAGUCGCUGGCCGCGCCCCGCGUUCUGGGCAAGGACGGACCCGGCCUGUCGGAGCUGCUCGCCACCCUGUCUGCCUCCCUGCUGAACCAGGUCAAGUCAGUGCUUGCCUCCGUCCACCUUUUCAUCGCCAAGGACAUCACCUUCUCCGAUAAGCCCUUCUUCAAGGGGGAGUUCUGUAGCCAGGGUGUGCGUGAGGGUCUCAUCGUUGCCUUCAUCAGACACGUGUGCCAGACUGCGCGGCAGUUCUGCGAGACGACCGGCGAGAAGAGCUCAACCCCGCCCGGGCUGCUGCUCCUGCUCAGCCGCCUCUGCCUCGACUACGAGACGUCCAGCGUCAGCUACAUCCUCACGCUGACCGACGAGCAGUUCCUCGGCCAGGACCAUUCGCCGGUGACGCCGGUGACCGUGCUGUGCGCGGACGCCCGCGAGUCGGCACAGCGGCUCCUGAACCACUACGUGAAGGUGCAGGGGCUGAACGUCUCGCAGAUGCUGCGCAAGAGCGUGGAGACGCGCGACUGGAUCAACACCAUUGAACCGCGCAACGUGCGGGCCGUGAUGAAGCGGGUGGUGGAGGACAUCACCUCCAUCGACGUGCAGGUUGGACUGCUGUACGAGGAAGGCGUGAGGAAGGCCCACAGCAGCGAUUCCAGCAAGAGAACCUUCUCGGUGUACAGCAGUUCCCGGCAGCAGUCACGCUACACCCCCAGCUACACCCCCAGCGCCCCCAUGGACGCCAACCUGCUGAGUAACAUCCAGAAGCUGUUCUCUGAGCGGAUCGACAUCUUCAGCCCCGUCGAGUUCAACAAGGUCUCUGUGCUGACGGGCAUCAUCAAGAUCAGCCUGAAGACUUUCCUAGAGUGCGUGCGCCUGCGCUCGUUCGGCCGUUACGGGCUGCAGCAGAUUCAGGUGGACUGCCAGUACCUGCAGCUGUACCUGUGGCGUUUUGCCUCCGACGAGAACCUGGUGCAUUUCCUGCUCGACGAGAUCGUGGCCAGUACUGCCCACCGCUGCCUGGACCCCGUCACCAUGGAGCAGAGUGUCAUCGAGGUCAUCUGUGAGAGGGGCUGAACCCCCCCCGUUCCCAUCCCGUCUCCUCCUCUCCCUGUGCUUCCCCUCCCCUCCCGUCCUGUCCUCUCCCUGCCCUCUGCCACCCGUCCCCUCCUCUCCCUGUGCUUCCCCUCCCCUCCCGUCCCGUCCUGUCCUCUCCCUGUGCUUCCCCUCCCCUCCCUGUGCUUCCCCUCCCCUCCCGUCCCCUCCUCUCCUCUCCCUGUGCUUCCCCUCCCCUCCCGUCCCGUCCUCUCCUCUCCCUGUGCUUCCCGUCCCCUCCCCUCCCCUCCCGUCCCGUCCUCUCCUCUCCCUGUGCUUCCCCUCCCCUCCCGUCCUCUCCUCUCCCUGUGCUUCCCCUCCCAUCCCGUCCUCUCCCUGUGCUUCCCCUCCCCUCCCUCCCAUCCCAUCCUCUCCCUGUGCUUCCCCUCCCCUCCCAUCCCGUCCUCUCCCUGUGCUUCCCCUCCCCUCCCCUCCUGUCCUCUCCCUGCCCUGUGUCAGUCCUCCUGCCCGAUCCUCCCCCUGCCCUGUGCUUCCCCUCCCCUCCUGUGUCGAUCCUCCUGUCCCGUCCUUUCCCUGCCUGGUGCUGCCCCUCCCAUCACGUCCUCUCCCUGCCGUGUCGAUCCUCCCGUCCCGUCCUUUCCCUGCCUGGUGCUACCCCCCCAUGAAACACGAAUAAUGGGAGACCAUUCCACCCCUCCAGGUCUCUCCUGUCCCCAUGGCUUCCCGGGAUCCCUGAGCAUCUUGAUGUUUUCUCUUUGCCGUCUCUGUGGGUGGGCUUGACAUCUUUUGUCCCGACAGUGUCGAGGCUUGGACAGUGCGUGACUUCUCCCUCGGGUCUGUUCCUUUUUAAGCUCUGCACCUUCUCAACACUACUCCAAAAGAAAUCUAAUUUAUAAAACUACAGUGUGUCAGAGCCUGAUUGUAGCUCCAAACCCCAAACAAGUCUCACUUGUCCCUACCCCUGAGAUGGGGGUUUGGGUGAGAUCUUCUCAAAGGCCCAGCGAGACUGGUUCCACCCCACCCCUCUUCCCUUUGCGAUCUGCCCCCACCUUCCCUUCAGCGUCUCACUCCCGUAGAGUAGGGUCUCCCUCCUUCACCCUUGCUCCCUGUGGGGGUACAGGUGUAUAUUUUUGACAGUCAGCUGGGAGGUGAACUCGCAGACUGACUGCUCCACACAAGAGUGUGACGUUCGAUUCAUGUGUAUAUACUUUGUGGGAAAAUAAAUCUAUGUUC